UUGAUCAGCCGGUUAGGUAGAACGGUGUCAUGGCGCGACAAGUGACGCAGAGUGUGUUACUUGUCGAGGAAUCUAGCACGAAAGCCAGUAUGUGGGCUGCAUUUCGCUGUAACAAGACUUUCCUGAUACUGUGCCUGAUAAAUGUGAUCAUAAUCCAAAGUGUAGUGUAUUAUCAAGAAUGCAAGAAAUGGGAUGAACUAAGGUCCCAGUUGGAGCCAGUGAUAGGAGAUCUGCAGGCUAUGCAGGGUCUGACGUACAGCUUGCUGAAGAUAUUAGAGGCUCACGAUCUCUUUGUCGAGAACGCCCGCGGACGAGGGGAUAAUAAUCGGUCUGUGAUCUACGCGAUCACGCCCACGUUCGCCAGACCCGUGCAGAAGGCCGAGCUCACCAGACUAGCGCAGACAUUCCUCCACGUGCCGAACUUCCAUUGGAUCCUCGUGGAAGACGCUCCGCAGAAAACCGCUCUGGUCAGCCGGUUUCUGGAGACCAGUGGUUUAAUUUACACCCAUCUUUCGGCGGCGACUCCCCCAAACUAUAAGCUAGGCAGGAACGAUCCAAAUUGGAAAAAGCCGCGUGGAGUCGAGCAGCGAAACGCAGCUCUAAAAUGGCUCAGGGAAAAUCUCAAGCCAUCCGACAGAGGUGUCGUCUACUUUGCCGAUGAUGACAAUACUUACUCCGUCAAGCUAUUUCGCGAGAUGGAAAAAAUACAAAGAGUCGGCGUGUGGCCGGUCGGUUUAGUCGGCGGUUUAAUGGUAGAAAAGCCUAUUUGUGAUAACACUACUAAACAGGUACUCGGUUUUAACGCGGCGUGGAAACCAGACCGACCAUUUCCACUUGACAUGGCGGGUUUUGCCAUCAAUCUCGAACUAUUACUCAAGCACGAAGACGCGUGGUUCUCGUACGACGUGGAAGGUGGAUAUCAAGAGAGUGAAAUACUCAGACAAAUAGUCACCAAGGAUCAAUUGGAGCCAUUAGCGGACUUGUGUACAAAAGUGUACGUGUGGCAUACGCGAACGGAACCACCACAAUUAAACGUCGAACAGAUGUUGAAAAAAGGCAAACGUUCUAACGUCGGUAUCGAGGUAUGAAAAAGUUGAUCAUUUUAUGAAGUUAUCACCAGGCUGUCUUAACUUCAUAAAAACCGAU
Messenger RNA from Nylanderia fulva, 1146 nucleotides. It is a transcript of the gene GlcAT-I, whose product is annotated as Glucuronyltransferase I. Gene Ontology annotation, molecular function: galactosylgalactosylxylosylprotein 3-beta-glucuronosyltransferase activity. Gene Ontology annotation, biological process: carbohydrate metabolic process; chondroitin sulfate proteoglycan biosynthetic process. Gene Ontology annotation, cellular component: Golgi membrane. NCBI's taxonomy places the organism in Eukaryota, Metazoa, Arthropoda, Insecta, Hymenoptera, Formicidae. The record is from RefSeq and is a predicted model, not a curated record.